This is a messenger RNA of Pomacea canaliculata, 2409 nucleotides long. RefSeq names its product polypeptide N-acetylgalactosaminyltransferase 5-like. Gene Ontology annotation, cellular component: Golgi apparatus. Bases 417 to 2348 code for a protein of 643 amino acids. NCBI's taxonomy places the organism in Eukaryota, Metazoa, Mollusca, Gastropoda, Architaenioglossa, Ampullariidae. The record is from RefSeq and is a predicted model, not a curated record. The transcript is spliced from 11 exons.
UAGUCACAAAUUUCACGUGUAACUUUGUCCUUUGCCCGCUCACCUGGCGCACCUGAGCUCGGCCUGCUAGGUGUCCGCUGGCUGCUGCCUGUGCACGUUUAGAGGUUUGCAGUAAACAAAUCAGUGCCUGGUGACAAUACCUGGACCUCUCUAACAAUGUUUCUGUCAGGUCAUACCUAGUGUUCAAAUGGACAGUCGACAGUGAAAACCAUCGCAGUUUGGAUCUUCAUGUCCAGAGAGAUAUUCAUCUUGCAAGAAGCUAAAUUUGACAUCGUCUUCGUGUUCUAACAUCUCUGCUUUAAAAUAGGUGUAAGUAAUAAUAUUCGUGGAUACCAAUCGCUAUAAGCAAAGUCAGGCUAGCUCUCAGACUCAUACAUCAUCCGAGUGAACUUUAAAAAAAAAAAACUCUUGCAAACAUGAAAGUGUGGAUGGCUGCCCUCAUUUGUCUUCUCUUCGUUCCUGCUCUUCUCAUCCUGUACGUCAGUGUGGAGAUGCUCCUAGACACCAACAAUGAAUUCGAUCGGACAGUAAUGAAUGUUCAGUUAUAUGUAGGACCAUCCACAAGGUCUGUAACGGGUCUUUGGAAACCGAUGCCAAAGAAAGGUGUAGCUUUCUACAAAAGAAAUAGGCCUGGAGUACAACAGUUCCAGAAAAGCGAGAAGAGUCGUGAUGCACAGUUUGCAGAACAAAAGGCAGGUGUUCAGAGCAAACAGGAUAUUUCUAUAGAGAUGAAUAAAAAACAUCCUAGCAACAGUUCUUAUUACACUGGUCAGCCUGGAGAGAAACUCGUCAAAAUUCCGUUUUUCGUGGAUUCUCGGGAUCCUGACGGACCAGGUGAGGGAGGCGAGGCUGUACAGGUGAACGUGUCUCAGCUGAGCUCGGAGGAGAAAGCUCGAUACGACGAGGGCUGGCGCCACAACAGCUUCAACCAAUACGUCAGCGACAUGAUCAGCGUGCACCGCAGCCUGCCUGACGCCUGGAGUCCAGAGUGCAAGAAAAGGAAUUUUCGAACAGACCUGCCGGAAACCAGCGUCAUCAUUAUCUUCCACAACGAGGCCUGGUCCGUCUUACUACGCUCGGUACACAGUGUGCUAUCGCGGACACCCACCCACCUUCUGCGAGAAGUGAUUCUGGUGGACGACUUUUCAACUAUGGAUCAUCUCAAACGACCUCUGGAUGAGUACUGGAAGGACAACCCACGAGUGAAGAUUGUGCGCGCGCAGAAGAGGGAGGGACUAACCCGCGCGCGCCUUCUUGGAUACAACGUGGCGACGGCACCAUUGCUUGUCUUUUUCGAUUCACACAUCGAGUGCUACCCAGGCUGGUACGAGCCCUUAGCAGACCGCAUCACCACCAACCCCACAGUCAUCGCCUACCCUAGCAUCGAGGUCAUCGACGAUAACACGCUUCACACGAUCCCGAACCACAACGUCGAUGUCAAAGGCGUCUUCCGGUGGGGAGACCUCUCCUUCGCCUACGCUCCUCUCACGGACGACGAACGAAGAGCGAGGACAUCCCCCAGUGAUCCCAUCAACUCCCCUACAAUGCCCGGUGGUCUGUUUGCCGUUGACCGAGACUUCUUCACCAAACUGGGUACCUAUGACCCGGGGCUGGCCUACUGGGGUGGCGAAAACCUGGAGCUCUCAUUCAAGGCUUGGAUGUGUAACGGCUCUGUGGAGCUUAUUCCGUGUUCGCACGUGGGUCAUAUCUUCAGAAAGUCCAACCCCAUCAAGUGGAUGACAUACCUGGGCGUGACCAACGUGGCCAGGGUAGCCGCUGUCUGGAUGGACAAGUACGCCAACUACUUUUUGGAGCGCAACGUGUUCAAAGUGGGUGACUACGGGGACGUCUCCGAGCGUCAGAGGUUGCGUGAGAGCUUGCACUGCAAGAGUUUUGAUUGGUUCAUGAAGAACAUCAGUCACAUGAAGGACCCGUAUGUAGAGGUUGUGCACGCCGGCGAGCUCAUAUGCAAAGCAUCAGGUCUUUGCUUGGACAGUCUGGCGCACAACCAUGGCCAGCCUCUGCUGUACACCUGUCACAAACUGGGAGGAAACCAAUUCUGGUAUAUAUCGCGUGAUGGGCAAGUGUUUCAAGACAAUCUGAAAGUAUGUUCCAGAAGCCAGACUGAUGUCAUUAUUGACAGCAACUGCCGGGACACUUGGAAUUUGACACAGGACGAACAGCUUCUGAACAUCCCCACCAACCGGUGCCUGGAGGGAGGGGCAACCACUGGAAAAGCCAACGACCAGAGGGCCGUGACCUUACAACCUUGCGAUCCCGACAAUCCCAGACAGAAAUGGAAGACAACUCCUCGAAGAACAGACGUCGAUUUCCCAAGAUAUUCCUAGGCGAAUUUUGAACCGAUCACUCAUUUCUUUUGCAUUAAAAAACUUAAUUUUUAACUUCUCA